Stegostoma tigrinum is the source of this 6111-nucleotide messenger RNA. RefSeq names its product CLN8 transmembrane ER and ERGIC protein (gene cln8). Bases 888 to 1772 code for a protein of 294 amino acids. Gene Ontology annotation, biological process: lipid homeostasis. Lineage: Eukaryota; Metazoa; Chordata; Chondrichthyes; Orectolobiformes; Stegostomatidae. Gene Ontology annotation, cellular component: membrane; endoplasmic reticulum. The record is from RefSeq and is a predicted model, not a curated record. The transcript has 4 exons.
CAUGACUUUUAAACCCAGCUACCUGGUGACCUGGAACAGAAUCAGUCUUUAGCUGGAAGUUAGAGUUGGGGCAGACUGGGAGAAAGAAGUAAGUGUAUAGUGGGUGACUCGGUGGUGGUUUAGGGGGUGGGUGUGUAUUGGUAGACUGCAGAGGAUCGGAGUGAGUGUGUAGGAUCAGAGAAGGAGCUGGGAGCACCUUCCAAACCUAAGACAUGUGACCUAGAAGACAUAAAGCAGAUAUGUGAAAAUUCCCCACCUGUAAGGUUCUCAUUAAGCAUCUCACUAUCCCAACUCUAAAUAUAUCCCCAUUCUUUCAUGUCCUCUGGGUCAAAAUCCUGGAAUGCACUUUCAGCAUCUAUGGGUAUAUCUGUGCUAUACUGACCCAUAGCAGUUUGAGAAGAUGGCUGACCAACACUUUUAGGACACUUGAGGAUCAGCAAAUACAUACUGGCUCAGCUAGCAAAGUCCUCAUCCCUUGAAUGAAUGGAAAAAAAUACUCAGCCACUGCCCCUGUAGUAUUCCAUAACAACUAUUACAGAUUUGGGAGCUGUGACCCUCAGAAUGUCUUCACUGACCUCACUUGUGAAUGUGAUCCGUCUUUUGAUUUAGCAGCACGUAUUUUUCAGGCAUCCAGUUUUACCUCACUGUUUCCAAAAAUAACUCGACACUUCACAAGGAACUGGUGAUUUGUAAUUACCCAGCAUCUUGAUGUUAAUGAUAAAUGUGGAUGGACUUCUGAUCAGAUACUUUGGCUGUGACAACAAAUUUUGUUUCUUUGCACUUGAAUUUUCUUGACUGAAGUUACCUAACUUUAUAAUUCAAGUGCUUGAACUACAGAGUUAUCAAACCAAAAAUUAAAUUCAUUACAAUACAAACCUUGAUUAAAUAUGAUCACUUCAGUUGACAAAAUGAAUUCCUUCCAUGAGGUGGACACUCCAGGAAACAUUUUUGACAUGAACUAUUCUUCUUGGAAUGUACGUUGCACUGUGAUUGCUGCUGGCUUCCUAUUCUAUUUCACAAUAUUCAUUCUUUCACAUGUGUUAUGCCUUGUAUUGUCUGCAACCUAUUGUUCUCUGCCUGCAAAAGAGAAGGUCUUCUGGAAUCUUGCUGUCACUCGUGGGGUUUUUGGAAUUCAGAGCAUGGUUGCCGGUCUUUGGGCUCUCCUCAAAGAUUCAGAAUUGCACGCUGACAAGAUUUUAGGGCAACGGAACUGGUGUUGGUUCAAUAUCUUAACAGCAAUUGGCUUCUUUAUGUUGGAAAACGCAGCUCUUCAUGGGUCCAAUGCAGUUUUCAAAACAUUUGAUAUGGCUUUGGCUGUCCAUCACUUUUUUGCCAUUACUGGUUUUGCCACCAAUUUGAUGUGGGACAAUAUAGGUCAUUAUUUGCCCAUGAUGAUAUUAUUGUUGGAAAUGAGCACUCCAUUCACUUGCAUUUCUUGGAUCUUGCUGAAGGCUGGUUUUGCACAUCUUCCUCUCUGGAAAUUAAACCAAUGGCUCAUGAUUCACCUCUUCCACUGUCGUAUGAUCCUUACCUAUCAUAUUUGGUGGGUGUGCUGGCAGAAUUUUGAAAUAAUAAAACUGCACGUACCAGUCCCACAGGCAGUGCUGUUUUUUUCUGGACUUUUCCUGCUGACCUUCAUAAUCAAUCCUCAUUGGACACGUAAGAAAACAAUGCAGCUUUUUAACCCGGUUGACUGGAACUUUGUGAAAGAGAAGGAGACUGGCAAGAGGAUGAAUGGCGAAGUGAAGAAGGUUUUGAAGAAAACAUCGUGACUUGAAACAUGAGACUGUAAUUUGGGGGCAUAAGUUAAACUGCAGAAUAAUGUUCUUAAUGUGCUAAAAUCUACAAGUCUAUGCCAUGAUGUUAAUAUUCAUGUCUCUGGCUUUCAAGUCUGACAUCUAACAUGGCUGUAUGUAUUAAUUAUCUCAUCACAAAUGGAUCUUUUUAUACAAGCAAGAUUAUGGAAUAAGUUUCUUUCAAACUGAAUGCAGACAGGUCAAAAAAAGGAUCUGGACGAACAAAGUUCAGAGAUUGGCUUAAGCAGCAACGUGAAUAUUUACUUGCCAAAAUUCGAGCACUUGCCUGACAUCACACUCCGAAGAUUUUAGUUUACCGUAAGAGUAGUGUCAAAGUAAGUUAAGUCUUUAAGAAAGCCCAAUAUGUUCUAGAGAAAAACUGUUUGUAAAAUAGUAAUAAAUCUCCAUAACUAAAGAACGUAAGUAGCAAAAUAAUUCCAAAGCACUUGUGGUAAGUAGUAACUUUAUUUUGCCACCCAAACUUGUUUGGAUUCCUUGCUGUUUAUGUUCUACAUGAGAAAGUUGAUGUAAUGUGAUCUAUUUACACUAACUGUGUAUUGUACCAACCUCACGGAUGGAAUCAACCAAAUUCUGCUGUUACCUUGUGAUAAUACUACAGGGUGUCAUAAUUACAUCACAGAACCCCUACUGUGUAGAAGACGCUGACCCUUCGAAGAGCAUCCCACCCAGAUCCAGCUCCCCACCACAUCCCACAACCCCACAUUUACCAUGGCUAAUCCAACCAACUUAGACAUCUCUGAACACUCCGGACAAUAUCAGCAUGGCCAAUCCACCUAACCUGCACAUCUUUGGUCUUACUUUUGAAUUUCAGUAUUUUAUUGCCUAGAUGCCGGUGUGGAUCAGUGAAACCUAUAUUUUACAUUGUUACCACCACUUGUUUAGUUGGUUAGCCCUGAUUCCCCAGAAUGCUCUGGAUUCAUGUUUCACUCCAAAACUUGAGCAUAAACGCAAGGCUGACAGUUCAGUGCAGCAUUGAAGUACUGUACUGUUUGAGGUCUCCUUUUACAAACAAGAUGUGAAACAGAUACUCUGUCUGCCCAGUCUCGAUCCUAUGCCAUUGUUUUGCAGAAGAACUAGGCCUAGUUAUCCACCAUGUCCUGGUUAGAAUGUAUUCCUCAAAAACAAUGGCAGAGAACAGGAUGUCUGCUCACUAUCAAAGUGCUGUAUGUGGGAUAACAAAGUGUGGAGCUGGAUGAACACAGCAGGCCAAGCAGCAACUCAGGAGUGCACAAGCUGACGUUUCGGGCCUAGACCCUCCAUCUUUGUUAUCUUGGAUUCUGCAGCAUCUGCAGUUCCCAUUAUCUCUGCUGUGUGUGCUGUAUGUGUGUUCAAAUCAACAUCUGUAUACCCUGUAUUAUUGCAGUGACUGCACUUCAUGUAAAGCAGGGCUGGAUGCCAUUAAGGUUUUUUUAAAUUGACAUAGAAUCCCUACUGUGUGGAAACAGACCAUUUAGCCUAACAGGUCCACAUUGACCCUUUUCCCUACCUUAUCCCUGCAUUUCCCAUGACUAAUCCACCUAGCCUGCACAUCCCUAAAAAUUAUUUAGCUUGGCUAAUCCACCUAACUUGCAUGUCUUGGACUGUGGGAGGAAAUGGGAGCACCCAGCAGAAACCCACACAUACAUGGUGAGAAUGUACAAAGUCCACACACAGUUGCCCAAGGAUGGAACUAAACCCAAGUCCUUGGCACUGGGAGGCAGCAGUGCAAAUGAUAGAGCCACCACGCUGCCCCAAAUUAAUGCAGGAGUUGGUCUGGUAACUUCAGACAGCUGUUAAACAUCUGGGUUUCAGCAAAUGAUUGUCUUUGUGCUGCAUUGAUUCAUUUGAAGUGCAUUUUUGUGUAUUUUUAGCUGGAAGAUCCACCAAGGUUUGACAAUGGAAUGCAAUUCAAUAAACAAAGACUACUUAUUGUUGACAUUUUGUUUUAGAGUUGAUAUCAUCAUAUCUCUACGUGUGUGUGUGUGUGUAUAUACUGGCUUUGUUUGUUUUUAAACAAUAAUUUGGCUGUGCUUGGGCUUCAUCUUAAUUAGACUUGUGUCUGCUAUGGAAACUUUGAUUUGGGAAAAGUGGACUGUAGUGGUGCAAGAAUGUGGCUCACCACCUUCUGAAGGGCAGUUAGAUUUGAGCCAUGAUUGCUGGCCUUGAAAGAAGGCAAAAAAAAGAACCAGGAUCUUGUGAUUUGCAUUCUCUGUAGAUUAUAACUGCAAUUUUCCACUUUUGAUGCUGUUGGAUCUGUCACUUCAGAGAAACAUCACACUUUGUAUUUCAACAAUGUAUGUAAUCUACAGCAUUUUGCACAGUGGUCUGACGUGUUUUUGUGAUAGUGAGUUGCUUACUUAGCUUUGUCCUUUUUAAAGGUACUGUCUGAAUAAGUAGUCUUGGUUAAUUGUAAUUAUUUUUUAAAUUGUAGACCAGUGAGCCUAACAUCUGUAGUGGGGAAAAUUCUUGAGUCCAUUGUCAAGAAUCUUAUACCAGUGUUUUUAGAAAGCAAUGGCAGGUUUAGACAGAUUCAGCAUUGAUUAUGAAGGGGUUUUUGACAAUAUAUAUUAAUGAUUUGGAUUAGGGAACAAAAUGUAACAUCUCCAAGUUUGCAGAUGAUACAAUGUUAUGUGGGGUGGUUGGGUGAACUAUGAUGAUGUAGAGAUGCUUCAGCAUGAUCUGUACAGGUUGGUGAGUGGGCAUAUCAAUGGCAGACGCAAUAUAAUUUGGACAAAUGAGAUUAUUCAUUUUGGAAUUAAAAACAAGGCAGAUUACAACCUGAAUGGCUGUGAAUUGAGAGAGGGGAGUGUGCAGCAGGACCUGGGUGUCCUUGUGUACUAGUCACUGAAGGUAAGCAUGCAGGUGCAGCAGUUGGUAAAGAAGGCAAAUAGUAUGUUGGCCUCAUUGCAAGAGGCUUCGAGUACAGAAGCAGGGAUGUGUUGUUGCAGUUGUACAAGGUAUUGGUGAAUAUUGUGUACAGUUUUGGUCUCCUUUUCUGAGGAAGGAUGCUGUUGCGCUCAAGGGAGUGCAGCAAAGGUUUACCAGGCUGAUUCUGGAGAUGGCAGGACUGAUGUAUGAGGAGAGAUUGACUAGGUCAGGAUUAUUUUCACUGGAAUUCAGGCGAAUUUGUGGGUGGGGGGGCGGCGGCGGCGGCGGUCUCACAGUUAUAAAAUUCUAACAGAACUAGACAGGGUAGAUGCAGGGAGGAUGAUCCUGAUGGUGGGUGUGUCCAGAACUAGGGGUCACAGUCUGAGGAUUCAGGGUAGAUGAUUUAGGAUGGUGAUGAGAAGACAUUACUUCACCAAAACAGUGGUCUGCCUGUGGAAUUCAUUACCACAAGAAGUAGGUGAUGUCAAAAUGUUGAAUGUAUUCAAGAUGCGACUAGAUAUAGCACUUUGGUGAAUGGAAUCAAAGGUUAUGGGGAGGAAGCAGGAUUUAGGCUACUGAGUUAAACGAUCAGCCAUGAGGACAGAAUGGCCUUCUCCUAUCUUCUGUGUAACUCCAGGUCAAAGAAACCAUUAUUAAUUGUUUUUAAUCUUAAACUGUUACCAAUUUGUGUCUGGUUGUGAAACCUGCAAUGAUAGACCGUAUUGAGUGAUGGUGCAAGGGUAUAUUAAAGUCCACAGACUUCUGCUUUGGACUUAUGAUCAUUUUGCCAUGGAAAAGAUUUGGGGUUAAGUUGUAUUGACUAUCCUUUUUAGUACUAUGUACCUCUAACUAGAAAUAGAAGUAUGUAUUGUUGGAACAAAGAUGCCAGUGUUCCAUGCUGAUGCUUCAGUUGAUAAUUUUGAUAAAACAAAGACUGCAGAGGGGUACCUAAUGCUACCAGACCUGCUGUGUUUUUUCCAGCACUUUGUUUUUGGAGAUCAUUUUGAUAACAUAGCUGUGGCUUGCAGCAGGCAUUCACACUGCAGGAUGGGAAGGGCUGAAGUUUUGUAAUCUGUUUCAUUCAUUCUUUGGAGGACAGUUGCUGGUGUAAUUAAUAUCUUCCUUAGAUUAAUCCAUAAAUGGAGAACGACUUUGAGGAAAUGGCCUUCUCUCAAUUACUUUGUUCCAUAGGCCAGAUUGGCUAAGGGUAAAUGGCAGAGAGGUGCUACUGAGUGAAACAAAAGCAGUAAACCUACUUUGAAGAUAGCUGCUUCAGGCUGAGUUAGCUGAUUUAUAUUCCUGCAUUUAAACAAAAAAAUGGCUUUCUUCCUCCAACUUGUCACUUUUUAAAAAAUUUUAUCAGCAGGUAUUAAAAUUUUUAUUGCUGUGAUUGACUGACUAUAAUACACUAUGAUAAUUUGACAAAAAAUAAAGCAGCUCAAUCAUU